This is a messenger RNA of Brassica oleracea var. oleracea, 730 nucleotides long. RefSeq names its product DNA polymerase epsilon subunit 3-like. The record is from RefSeq and is a predicted model, not a curated record. Bases 17 to 601 code for a protein of 194 amino acids. Gene Ontology annotation, molecular function: chromatin DNA binding; protein heterodimerization activity. The transcript has 3 exons. Gene Ontology annotation, cellular component: epsilon DNA polymerase complex; CHRAC. Gene Ontology annotation, biological process: DNA damage response; leading strand elongation; heterochromatin formation. NCBI's taxonomy places the organism in Eukaryota, Viridiplantae, Streptophyta, Magnoliopsida, Brassicales, Brassicaceae.
ACGGCGAGCUAGGGAGAUGACGGAGUCGGAGAAAGUGCUGGUGGACGAGCUGCCGCUAGCUAUCGUACGCCGGGUGGUGAAAAAUAAGCUUUCAGAAUGUUCGCCGGAAUAUGACGUCAGUAUACACAAGGAAGCGAUCCUCGCAUUCUCCGAGGGUGCCUGGAUCUUCAUCCACUACCUCUCCGCUACGGCAAAUGAUAACUGUAAAGAUUCAAGAAGACAAACUAUGAAAGCAGAGGAUGUGUUUAAGGCAAUAGAAGACAUGGGUUUUGAGGAUUUUUCGGAGCCGCUCAAAGCUUCUCUUGAAGAUUUUAAGAAGAAGAACGCUGGGAAAAAGGCAGGUGGUGGUGAAGGAGCGGCAUCAUCGUCGAAGCCCAAAGAGACGGGAAAGAGGAAACAGGAAGGAGCAUCAAUGCAAAAGGGUGUGAGGAAAAGCAAAAGUGAUGAAGGAGAUAAGAAGAAUGAUGAGAGCGACAACACAGAAGAGAAUGUGAAUGAUGAGGAUGAUGGUACUGAAGAGAAUGGGAAUGGAGAGGAGGAUGAUGAAGAGGGGAAUGAGGAAAACAUGGAAGAAGAAUUUGGGAGUGGUGAACAUGAUUAGAAGGAGAGUGGCGAAGAGAAAGAGGCUGAUAAUAAGGAAGAAGAUGAGUGAACCCGCUCCUUUCAUAUAUUUUUGCAAAGAAUAUCUUUUCAGAUUUAUAUUCUCAUUAUAAUGAUACUAGAUUAGCUC